UUCGGUUCAUGACCCGAAAGGUUACAACAACAAGGGAAGUAACUGCGGGGAAAAGUUGUGGAAUGUAACCACAAACAUUUUGCAUUAUUUCGGAGUCGUCUGACAGUUCGGAUACACUGACUCAUGGACGAAUGAGUGGUGUUCCACAAAUGUGAUAUACGUGCGGUCACAUUUGGUAUAAGAAGUACCAAUCAUGCAGCGGGAACAUCUAAGCCUAGUGGAUGUAUCCGAAGACAGACAAGAGGGCGACACUAGAAUCACCAAAACAUACCAAGUCACCCAAGUGUACUAUCAGGAAUACGAGGCAUCCUGUUUGCAGAAGUGCAGCAACGGAAUCAUUCGAGUCCUGGAGGGCACCUUCUACAGGAUUGGUUUGCAUGUGGCACGUCAUCCCUAUCUUGUAAUUCUUGUCUGCCUGCUUGUUUGUGGUCUCUGCGGAUUGGGUUUGUUGAAAUUCGAACAAACGAGCGACGACGCCAAACUCUGGGUACCAGUCAACUCAAGGGUUCUCCCAGAAAAGGCAUGGAUGGAGAAUCAUUUCCCGGAGCAGUUCCGCUACACAUCUGUUAUUAUCACUGCCAGCAACAUUUUGACACCAGCAGUGUUGAACUCUAUGUAUGAUAUGUACUUGAAGUCCAGUAUGAUGUAUGUGGAAGGUAACACCAACCUGGAGGGCCUAUGUGUGAAAGUGGGUCAGUCCUGCAAUGUUCAGAGCAUCUUGGAGCUGUGGAACAACAAUGGGACCAUCAUUAGAAAGCUCACCAUGAAUGAUGUCCUCCACACAGUCAACUCUGGUGUAAAAUACAGCCCCGUGUAUGGCACAGAAUGGAGCUUCAGCCAACAGCUGGGUGGUAUACGGAGAGAUCGCUAUGGUAACAUCAUUGGUGCGUCUGCUGCCUCCAUGCUCUGGGUGCUACACAAGGACCCACAAAAAGAAUUGUCAGCUCUAGACUGGGAGAAACAGAUGAUAUCCAUGGCAACCACUAGCAGACCUUACAUUGACAAAUCAUAUAUUUACGCCACAAGAACUUUCGAUGACGAAGGCUAUGGAGCAGUGAAUGCAGACACAACCCUUCUUACACUGGGCUUCAUUAUUGUCUUUAUCUUCAUUAUUUUGGUGCUUGGGCGCUUAAACCUGGUGGAGAACAAGCUUUACGUAUCCCUUGCUGGCAUAUUCAGCAUUGGACUGGCCAUUGUGUUCUCUUACGGACUUGCCAUGGCUUUUGGGUUCCUGUUUGGACCAAUACACAACCUAAUGCCGUUCUUGUUACUAGGUAUAGGUGUAGAUGACAUGUUUGUGAUAGUGAGUGCAUGGAACAACCUCAGUGACACAGAGAGGGUUCUUCCACUGGACAGAAAGAUGGCUCUCACCUUGAAGCAUGCAGGCGUCUCUAUCACUGUCACCUCCAUCACAGAUAUUGUGGCCUUUGGUAUUGGUGGAUCUACAGUAAUUCCAGCUCUCAGUGCUUUUUGUGCCUAUGCAGCCUUAGGAAUACUCGCCCUUUACCUUCUAGUUGCAACAUUUUUUGUAGCUGUUUUGACGUUAGACGAGAGACGUAUUUCUGAUACAAGGAAUUCUGUUUUGUUUUGUUAUAAGCAUAAACAGUAUGUGCCAAAUGCAUGUAGUCAGAAAGACCUGAUUGGAACCUUUCUAAAAGAUGUGUAUUCACCAACACUUAUGAAGAAAUAUUGCAAAGUAGCUGUUGCCAUAACGACAGUGGUGCUGGCUUCAGUCAAUACCUGGAGCUUCACAAAGCUGCGACAGGACUUCGACCUCUAUGAUUAUCUUCCCAGGGACUCGUAUGCCACUGAGUUUGUGCAGACGCAGAUGAAAUAUUUCCCUGACAGAGGCUUUGGGGCUUCUAUAUAUUGUGGAGAUCUUGACUACUUUGCUGACCAAGCGGCCAUUUUGAAGAUGUAUGCUGAUCUCAAUUCCAAUGCAUAUAUACAGAAUGGGUCCCUGGUGUUCUGGUACCCAGUCUUUCUCAACUACCUCAAGACUACCAGGGAACCCCUAGUCACUCAAAGUCUGCAUGAUGGGUUCCCUGGGAGCAGAGAUCAGUUUAACUCGCUGCUUCUUCACUUCCUACAGCAGAGGGAGGGCAGGUCUUUCUACCACUUCCUGAAGUUUGGCAACCAGACAAUACCACAAGUUACUGCAAGUUACAUGCAGUUCGUCCACGCUCAUCAGUCCAGCUCAGCGGGGGAUAUUGACGCAAUGGAGAGCGUGAGAAACAUCGUCGACAAUGCAAGGCUUGUCAAUGGCACCUGCUUCAGCUAUGGAUUCAAGUACCUGAAUAAUGAAACAAACAAGGUGUUAAAAGGCGAGUUGUACCGUAAUCUCAGUCUGGCGUGUGUGUGCGUGUUCCUGGUGACGUUGCUGCUGAUUGCCAACCUUUGGACGUGCAUCUUAGUCUUCACCUGUGUCCUCUUCACUGUGGUUGAUGUAGUGGGCACUCUACAAUUCUGGGAUGUUACUAUCGACACUGCCAGCAGUAUUCUCAUCACCCUGUGUGUUGGCCUAGCAGUGGACUACUCAGCCCAUGUGGGGCACAUGUUCAUGACUCUGCUAGGAACAAGAGAAGAGCGUGCCCGCGCGACACUGGCUAGUAUUGGACCUGCAGUUUUGUAUGGAGGACUUAGUACCUUCCUUGCCUUUGUCCUACUUGCCAACAGUCGCAGCUAUGGAUUCAUACUCUUCUUCAGGGUGUUUAUGACGGUGGUGAUAUUUGGGCUGUUCCAUGGACUGGUGUACCUCCCCGUUAUAUUGACUUGGGUUGGGCCGGCCCCAUAUCCCUCACGUGUACCACAGCGCUCCGGUACAGAGCAGGCUGAACCCGUUCAGAGAGAAAAUGGAUUUGGGGGUCAAAAGGUUGCCAUUUUAUCUAAGAGAAGGACUGUGUCAACACAAGCUGACCUGGGCUAUCCUUGUGGGCACUGCAGAUGUGAAUGUCAUUGUGGGGUGCAUGCACAAAUGGAGCCACAACAACAACAACAACUACAAGGAAUCAAAUCAUCUGGUCUGGACACAUCAAGUCCUGACACUUGCUCCCUCCAAUAUAAUGAUGUAAGCGCAUGUAUUGUCCUCAGAGAUGCAGACUGUGCAACCUCUCAGUCUCUCAUAGGGACCCAAGUAUGUGAUCAUGGCACUGCUGGAAUCCAGGAUGCAGCGUCCAGGCAUGGUUGUGUACUGUGUACGGUGCAGUGUGCAAGGCAACAUCUGGACGAGGUGAUGACACACUUGGGAAGUGGAAAGAUUGGUCUUGUGACAGGCAGUAUCCCUAUGGCUAUGCCUUUAGAUCAUCAGCACAGCUAAUGGUGUUGAGGAGUAUGUUAAGUGCUGGUACUUUGUUGUCAUAUAUGAAAUGUUUGGAAAAUGUUCAUAAUCGUGCUGAUUUUCGUUUGAUGAAGGGCAUUCACAUGUGUUCAUAAUCGUGCUGAUUUUCGUUUGAUGGGCAUUCACAUGUGUUAUUACCAUUAUAAGUAUUUAAUGUUUUAGAAUAAGCUUGAAAAUCAGAGUCAACAAUCAAAACUACAAAAGGGUAAGCUGUUGAAUGAGCACCAUAUUGUGUGUUGUGUAAAAAGCAAUAGCUGUGAUGAUAUGUUUGACUCCUUUGCAUAGUUAUAUUUAUAUUAAAUUAUCAGGAAAGCACUAAUCAUGAUUAUUUACUUGUACAUUUUACAAUAUGUAUAAAAAUGUGCUCAAAUCUGACUUUAUUUAUGAUCAAACACUUUGAUAUAUGAUGUAUAAUUAUUGCUCUUGCAACAUGAUUGCACAAUAAGAACAUUUUGUGAGUUUUCAGUAAGCUGAUGUACGGGUAUAUCAGUUACAGCUGCUAUAUUUAAAUUAUAUACGUAUUCUGGAUUUGGGUAUAUUUGCUGACAUACAGUUGCUGUUUUAAUACAGCUGUACUAUGCCAAGGAAUACUAUUUCAACAUACUUAUAUUUAAUUGUUCACUAGUGUAUGCCUUUUAAUAAUAUUUUUCAUAACAAUUGUUAAGAACUUGGGAACAUCCUUAUUAUGAGAAGUUGAUAAUAUUCAAUCUUGCUAAUUUACUUUUAAAUCUUACAAACUAUUCGUCACUAUUGGUGAGACUUAAUGUCUCAAUAUAUAAUGUGUAUGUUUCGAUUGAAUCUUUAAUAUAAAGUCUUACUGCAGUUCUUAGUUAGGGAUUUAUGUUUUGAUCUUCGUUAAUUGCAUUAUAAAGCUUUGUUUUCAACAUGGAAAGCAAGUAUCCAAUUUUAUUAAGUGGAUAUGACUGUUAUGACAUAAUUUCUCACACCUUUGUUGGGAGCGUUAUUUUGCAUCUGGGGCUGAUAACUGCAAUUACCUGUAUGUCCUGUACAAAAGUAUGAAUAUACAUUUAUAUACUUAAGUGUAUAUUCAAAAUAGUCAAUAUUGUGCAUGUUCAAUGCAAUCAUUUUCAUAUACAUGUAUUUCCACUAUGAUAAAAUCAAUUCACAAAGCUAAUGCUUUAUUUCUCACUGCAAUAAAUGCCAUACAUCACUUUAAUUGAAUUUCAGAAAGCAUUUGUUUCUUUUUGUUAAAUUUAAUUCUGAUAUCUUUCAUUAAAUUUGUCAUGCUCCGCAUUUUCAUUUUUGUUUCAUUUUCAAGAUAAAAGGUAUAAAGUUUUUGCAAUCAUGUACAAUGAUAGAUUUAGUCAUAAACAUGGAUCAUAACUGCAGAAAUCACAACUGAGACUCUUUCAUUUCAGUACAUGAUCGACUGAUAAAAUAGAUGUUAAAGUUUACAUAGAUGUCUGUAGCACUUACAUUUACUAAAGUCCUAAACGUAAUUGUAACAAGAAUGGUGAUAUACUAAGAAUAGUCUGCAUUAAGUGAUGGUUACUCUCAUAUGAAAUAACAACUUAAACAAAUAUGGCAGAUAUAAGUGUUUCUAUUGAUUGUGUUUCUAUUUUUAUUUUGAUGUCCUUUAUUAAACACAAAAACCCAUUUGCUACCUUGAAGGUCAAACUUGAGAUCAAGUUACAAGGCAGCAUCAAUUGUCAAAGCUCUAUGUUUGUGGUAUGUGGAAUUAUUUAUCACUGUCAGUGUUAGUUGUAGUUUUGAACACGUCAGAAUAUGUGGACAAAAACACGAUAACUAACACAGUAACAGUGGUAGAUAUGUAGUUAAGAGAUACAAUUGUGUGUUAUUGUGCCCUUGUGGAGUGGAAGGCAUUAAGCAUUGCACUUUUCGGUCCGUACACCUGGAAGCUUGUAUUUUCAACUCUUCUUUUACUACUGGGUGGACCUUGUACAAACCUUUAGAGUGGAAUGACCAAAAUGUCAUAAUGAUGGUAAAGAAAGAACUUUAGGCUGCUACAAGUUUUGGCCAAUUUAUGUACCUCUCUCUGUUUUUCAUGUCACAAGGCUUAUUUUUAAGUCCACUUUUACUCCAAAAUGCAUAUCAUUUAAACUUUUACCAUCAAAUGAGGUUAAUGUGAAGAUGACUUAACAGGGACCUUUGCUUGUGUAGGUCCCUGCCGUAAAGGAAAGAAUUUGGCUCUUACGAGAAUUAUGGCUUUUUGUCUUUUUGUGCUCCCGGAUCGUAAGAUCAGGGGUAUAUUGUUUUUGGCCUGUCUGUCAUUGUGUCAGUCAGUCAUUGUAUGUGUGUGUCACAAAAUUUUAACCUUGGUUAAACUUUCAUAACUUUUGCAAUAUUGAAGAUAGCAACUUUAUAUUUGGCAUGCAUGUGUUUCUCAUGGAGCUGCACAUUUUGAGUGGUGAAUAAUUAAGGUCAAGGUCAUCCUUCAAGGUCAAUGGUAAAAGUCAUUGUUUUUUUAUUUCCUAAAACUUUAACCUUUGUUAAAGUUUGGUCAUAACUUUUUUAAUAUUGAUCAUAGCAACUUGAUAUUUGGCAUGAUUGUGUAUCUCACAAGAGAGCUGCACAUUUUGAGUGGUGAAAGGUCAAGGUCAUCCUUCAAGGUCAAAGGUCAAAUAAUAAAAUAAAAGCGGCGCAUAAGGGGGCAUUGUGUUUCUGACAAACACAUCUCUUGUUUCCAUAAUAUAAAAUAUAGUCUAAAUAUUAAUGUUUUCAUCGUUUUUUAGCAACUCGGUGGAUCUUGUUUAAACUUUCACAGUUGAAUCAAUUUAAUGUGCAUAUUAUUGUAAAGAAAGACAUUUUGGCUUCAAAGUAUAUUGCAGAAUAUUUUUUUUUUGGUAUGUUUUGUCCACUGUAGAAUAUAUUGUCAGAACAAUUGAGUGACUCAAACUCCUUUUUAACAACUGUGUGGUUCUGGCGUAUACUUUCACAGUUAAAUGAGCUUAACGUGUUUAUAACCAUACCAAAGAAAUUUUGGCAGUAUCCACUUUUAUCAGCUUUAAGGCCUUUUACCAAAAUGGUGUGUUUUCAAUUUCACUUUGUGCUUUGCAGAUUUUGCUCACACUUUGACAAGUGAAUAACAAGUAUAAGUUAAUGAACAUUAAGAAAGUAAUUUUGUUUGCUUCCAGUUUUGGCUCAAUUGUGCCCCUUUGUACUUUUGUCCACUGCAUCAUAUAUAAAGGAUGUGUCUGUGGCCAAACGUGUGCUGUGGGCUCAUCAGUGUCUGUUCACAUUUAUAGUUAUUACAUUUCCUGUUGAGUUAUUUGCCAGAAUAUUAAUUGCCCUGUCUCUUAUUAAAUGUUUUAUAUGUAUGUGCAUCCUUAUAUUUUAUGUUUCUUCACUUUAACAGCUUGGUAAACUUUGUAAGUAAUGUUUCAUAUUUAUUUUGUUAUCUUUGUGCUAGAUGUUUGAUAUAUUUGUUUAUUAUUUAUUGAUGGUUUGUUAUAGACUUUGUUUUGGGAACUCUACUUACCUGCAGGUACAAACCCACUUUUAUUCAUUUGUGAUGUUUAUUAUUUAUAGAUCAUCAUGAUUUGUAAUUCCCACAUUCCCCAAUAUAGAGCUUUAUUUUCAACCUUAAGCUGCUCUUUCUUAAAAUGUAAAUAAGGAAAACUUAUAUCAAGCAAUUUUCAACAUAAAGAAUAAUUGGGAACUAAAUGGCAUGAUAUAUAGAAAUGAAAAUUACUAUUUCACAGGCCACAAAUCAAUUAUCUUGUAUUAUGAUACUUAAGAUUUUAAUAUCGGUACUUUUUAUGAUAUUCUGAUUUAAGAAAUUGUCAAAUUGCUACAACAUUUUAAGGAAGUGCCCCUGAUAAUAUCUGAAAACGCACUUUUAAUUGCACUGUUUAUAUUACAAAAUAAAUCACAAGGAGUAUAAAAAAAGUGUUGUUUCUUUUUAUUGAAAGUUCACAUCUUUUUGCUCAUGGCAUUACAGAUUUCAUGAAUUUACAAUGCAUGUGUCAAAAGGACACACAUACCUCCCCCCCCCCCAUUUUUCUUUUCUUUUCAAUUAGGCAUUUGACAUCUAAUUAUGACCUUGACAGAAGUAGGGAAAUUGGAACGUUGGCUUAUGACGGUGCA
Molecule: messenger RNA, 7405 nt
Organism: Dreissena polymorpha
Lineage: Eukaryota; Metazoa; Mollusca; Bivalvia; Myida; Dreissenidae
Product: protein patched homolog 3-like
Exons: 21
Coding region: 194-3316 (1040 amino acids)
Cellular component (GO): membrane
Source: RefSeq, a predicted model, not a curated record